This is a messenger RNA of Telopea speciosissima, 1965 nucleotides long. RefSeq lists its product as uncharacterized. Gene Ontology annotation, molecular function: zinc ion binding. The transcript is spliced from 9 exons. The coding region runs from base 182 to 1675 and encodes 497 amino acids. NCBI's taxonomy places the organism in Eukaryota, Viridiplantae, Streptophyta, Magnoliopsida, Proteales, Proteaceae. The record is from RefSeq and is a predicted model, not a curated record.
UUAUUUGUUGGUUUUUUGUUCUUUAUGAUUUCUACUCUCUCCUCUGUAGAACCAAAAAUAAUUUAGGGUUCCUCUUUUUGAACAUUCUGAGACCCUGUAUAACUUCCAUUUCUUCAUUUCUCCUUUCUUUCAUCUUGUUGAAUAUCAAUUAUCAGGUUCGAGUUUUUGGUUUCUGAUUUCAAUGGACAAUUCAGCUGCUGAAUUGAAAACUAUUGAAGAAUUAAUGCCGGGUUCUCCUGAUCCUCAGGCAAGUGACGAAAAAGAAAUAAAUGGGCAGGCCUCCUCAGUUCAGCGUCCAAGGAAGCCAAGUCUCUCCUCAUUACAAAUACCUGCAAGGUCCUUGGAAGAUUCAUUGCCUAGUUCCACUGCAAUAGAUAUUCCUUCUAUAUCGAGUCCGAGUUCUACUAGACCAGGUUUGCCACCAAGGCCAAGUUCAGCAAAGUUCAAACCAUCUAUUAGAAAUCUCCUUCCACAGCGGAGCUUCAAGACAAAAAAUUUGUUGCAGGAAGGUGAGAAGAUAGUUCUCAUCUCCGAUACACCACCAUCAGAAGGAUCUGUGGACAAGCCUUCUACUUCAAGGUCCUUUUCUUUGACCAAGGUUUUUUCCUCAUCUACAAAAAGAACAAAUUCGUUGCCAGUUACACCAGUUGCAAAUUCAAAUGUUCAAUGUUCAUGGGAAAGAAAUCUUGACAAUUGUUCUAAUAUCACUAAAUCAGAACUCUGUCACCAUAUAACGCGCUCAAUGUCAGUUCCCGUCAAUGCCAAAACCAGAACCUUAAGGCGGACAGAUUCUAUUGGAGGUAUAAUCCGUGUAGUACCAGCAACCCCUCGUCCUGCAACUGUUGAUGAGACCUCACCAGAUGAUGGCAAAACAGAUGCUGAAACAGAAGAUGCUGGAGAAGAUAUCCCUGAAGAAGAAGCAGUCUGCAGAAUUUGUUUGGUUGAGCUUGGGGAAGGAGGCGAAACUCUUAAGAUGGAGUGUAGCUGUAAAGGAGAACUUGCACUUGCUCACAAAGAGUGUGCUGUGAAAUGGUUUACUAUUAAGGGUAACAAGACCUGUGAUGUUUGCAAGCAAGAUGUUCAAAACCUACCAGUAACAUUAUUAAGAAUACAAAAUUCUCAGUCUGUCUCUAGGCAGCCAACUGUACCUCAGCAAAGAGAAGCUGCUCGCUACAGGGUCUGGCAGGAUGUACCAGUUCUUGUCAUGGUCAGCAUGCUUGCCUAUUUCUGCUUUCUGGAGCAACUGCUGGUUUCUGAUCUGGGCUCUGGUGCUCUGGCCAUAUCACUGCCUUUCUCUUGUGCUUUAGGUCUCCUCUCAUCCAUGAUAGCCUCAACAAUGGUGAGCAAGAGUUACCUUUGGGCUUAUGCAUCCUUCCAGUUUGCAACUGUGAUCCUGUUUGCUCAUAUCUUCUAUAAUGUCCUCAAUGUUAAUCCAAUUCUUUCGGUCCUCCUUUCCUCCUUCACCGGGUUUGGGAUUGCAAUCAGCACAAAUUCUCUACUUCUUGAGUACUUGAGAUGGAGAACGGACCGAAAUAUACAAUCUGCUCGUCUGCAAAAUACUAGAGGUGUGCAACAGAGACAGCAGCCAAGAGAGGAUCUUAACGUGAGAACAAUGGGUGGCAUGAGGCAGCAAGAAACCAGGAUUGAAAAUACAAAUCCUUCACAACAUGGAUAAAACAGUUCCAUGGUUCACAGUUUCAGAAGAGAAGCUUGUCCUAACCUCAUUAAUGUUUUUAUAUGAAGCUAUUCAUAUUGGUGAAAGAAUUCCUGGGCAUAUCAGAUGAGGGAAGACAAUUGACAAGAAACAGGGAAGGGAAAAGGAAAAGGUUUUCUUGUAUUUAUUAGUUUUUUAUAUAUUGAGGAAAUGAAAAUGUGAUGUAAAAUGUAUUUUGAGUGUGUAUAUCAAUAAUAUAUCUUCCUGGUCCUCUAUUUUGUAACUAUUCCGAGGUGAGUACAUUUACUUCA